This is a messenger RNA of Puntigrus tetrazona (Sumatra barb), 996 nucleotides long. Its product is annotated as gametocyte-specific factor 1. Bases 210 to 734 code for a protein of 174 amino acids. NCBI's taxonomy places the organism in Eukaryota, Metazoa, Chordata, Actinopteri, Cypriniformes, Cyprinidae. The record is from RefSeq and is a predicted model, not a curated record. The transcript is spliced from 6 exons.
GUCAUGUUUCACGUGAUGUCGGGUAACGUCCGUGCGCUUUAGCGCCUCAAGUGGCCGAAUCAUGUAAAUCACGUCAGGUGCUAGAACUAUUGAUUGCGCGGCAGAACACGAGCAGUAACGUCUUAUCUUUGUAAGUCCAGAACUGUUGUUUCCCUGUGCUGCCUGCUUCGUAAUAAGCGUUUAAAUCCGCUGGACAGUGACUAAGAAAGAUGCCGAAGAAAGGCAGCGACUCGACGCCGGGUUUAACAGCUCCACGAUGGGAAGAAGUUCAAGAUUUCUGCAACCCUGACAAACUGUUGUUGUGCCCAUAUGACCCUCAUCAUCUGAUCCGGGCCUGUCGGUUCCCAUACCAUCUCAUCAAAUGCAGGAAGAAUCAUCCUGAAUUGAUUGGCGAGUUAUGGACUUGUCCGUUCAAUGCACGCCACUUGAUGAAGAAACACGAGCUGUCCCAUCACAUCUCGACCUGUGUGGACAAGUGCUCUGUUAAUGUUACCUGCGUGGCCAGUGACAAGACUGAUGGCAAGUUUCAAAUCCCGGUGAGCACCUGGACUGCGCCUGUUUGUGAUGAAGAUUGGGAUGAAGAGGUGGACAAGCAUGUAACGUCAGUGCCAUCUUUUGUCGUGGAUGCGUCCAAACCUCUCAGGGAAAACCCCAGCACUUCCAGCAAUGUGAUUGCCGGUCUCCGAGCACCACGGGUUCUUCCCUGGAUGAGCAGCUGUACAGGUUUUUUUUAGGGUUUUUUUGUGUGUCAACCUUGUCAAGAGUAUUCCUGUACAGUGUUGGUUCUUGUAUACGUCACUAGUUCUUGCAGUGACAAAUUAGUUUCCUCAUCUUCAGUUUAGUUUCCCAAAGGUGGAGCAGCAAAGAGGGUUUAGGUUCUUAGCUGUGUUUACACCGCACAAAAGAAAAGCUUAUGACCAGGAUAUACAGAAUACAAGACUUUAAUUCAUGUGUUUUUGCUUUGUGCCUGUAAUUCUACCUCUGUGGUCUGUUAGG